Messenger RNA from Heterobasidion irregulare TC 32-1, 1332 nucleotides. RefSeq lists its product as uncharacterized. Lineage: Eukaryota; Fungi; Basidiomycota; Agaricomycetes; Russulales; Bondarzewiaceae. The coding region runs from base 1 to 1332 and encodes 443 amino acids. The transcript is spliced from 13 exons. The record is from RefSeq and is a predicted model, not a curated record.
AUGGACUUGUCAAGAAAUCACGAUGGAGGGUCACAGAGAAGGAGCGUUGAUGGAAAGCUGACACUACAAGACGAGUACAAUCGCUCUCAUGGCGGCGAUUCUCAGGAGGACAAUGGAGGAACGGGCGGUAUAGACUGGGAGUUUUGGGGCUCGGUAGUGUCUGAUUACCAGACGUUUGCGUCGGAACACGGAGACAGGCUUGCGCGUGCGAUCGAGAAAGGCGUACCCGACAGUCUUCGCGGUAUGAUGUGGCAGCUAAUGUCAACUUCCAAGGACGUAGAAUUGGAAAACACAUAUAUCAAGCUUCUCAAGGAGAGCAGUCCUCAUGAGAAGGCAAUUACACGCGACCUUGGCAGAACUUUCCCUCAUCAUACAUUCUUCACGGACAAUCAGGGCAUUGGUCAAGAAAACCUCUUCAACGUACUGAAGGCGUAUUCAAUAUAUGAUCCCCAAGUAGGCUAUUGCCAGGGGCUUCCCUUUAUCGUCGCUGUCCUCCUUCUUAACAUGCCGGAUGAGGAGGCCUUCUGCUUACUUGUCAGGCUGAUGCACUCGUACGACCUUCGAGGCCACUUCCUACCUGAGAUGCCUAAGCUACAACUGCAUUUAUUCGAUCGACUUAUAGAGGAGAUGCUCCCUGUUCUCCACAUCCAUUUUUUACGUCAAGGCGUCAAGUCAAGCAUGUUCUGCUCUCAGUGGUUCUUGACGCUCUUUAGCUAUCGAUUUCCUCAUGAGAUUGUGAACCGAAUAUUUGACAAUGUCUUGGCUAGUGGCAUUGAAUCAAUAUUUGGCUUCAGUCUAGCUCUGCUGCAAAAGAACGAAGAUAAACUGCUGGAGCUCAAGUUUGACCAGAUUGUCGCGUUCCUGAACACCCAAAUCGUGGACACAUACCUCGAGCCGUCUCCCGAAGGCAGUGACUUGAAGCCGACAUACAGAGUAGAUGAUUUCGUGCAAGAUGCAAUGUCCACCAAGAUCACGUCUUUCAUGCUUGACUCGUACACCCAUGAAUACAACGAGAUGAUUCGGGUAAGAGAGGCCCACAUACUAGAGAUGGAGGCCUUGCGCACCAGCAAUCGCAAUUUGUCUUUGCAAGUUAACACAUUGGAAACCAGCCUCGCUCAACUGAAUCAAGAGCAUGUUGAUCUUCUCCAGAAUGAACUUGUUGCAGCGCGGUUACGACACGAAGAGCUCGAGGGUGAGCUGGUUCGAUACAAGUUGCUAUAUGCCGAGUCUGUGCACAAAAAUGAGGAUGCGCUUUCUGGACAUCGUAUCUCUCUGUCUGUGAGCCGACCGGCCAGCGGAAGUACUAGCCUUCGCAGCCUAAUUUCAAGAUAG